Messenger RNA from Periconia digitata, 1260 nucleotides. Lineage: Eukaryota; Fungi; Ascomycota; Dothideomycetes; Pleosporales; Periconiaceae. The record is from the annotation of a GenBank genome assembly.
ACCUCACCUCACCUCCGACCAUCCCCCACCACCUCAACCUCGCUAUUUCAGCAUCCACGCUCCUUCUCCCUCCGCCAGAAAACCAAAUCUCCCAAUCUCCAAAGCCCAGAACAAACAUAUACCAGUGCUCAAAAAAAUAAAAGACGGAAAUCAUCGAGGACAAAUCCACCAAGAAAACAAGAAACCAUGCAAGACACCACCAAACCAAACAAAUACGCCAUCCACGAAGCCUGCCGCGAAGGCCACCUCCAAACCGUCGAAUCCCUCCUCUCAGCCUCCCCAAAGCUAACCCUCGUCACGGACCCCGACUCCCGCCUACCCCUACACUGGGCAACGACAUCCGCCUCGCUCGCCAUCGCAACGCUACUCCUCCAACACACGCCCUCCCUCGACACACACAUCGACGCGAGCGACAGUUCCGGCUGGACAGCACUAAUGAUCGCAUCCUCCUUACCCUCAUCCUCGGGCCUACCACUAGCAUCGCUCCUACUAUCCCGCGGCGCAGACCCCAACGCGAAGAGCCACGGCGGCCAAACAGCGCUGCACUUCGCAGCGUCCAAGGCGAAUCUCGACGUGAUCCGCGCGCUGCUGGACGGCGGAGCGUCGGCGCGGAUCCGGGAUCGCCGCGGGCAGCUGCCGUUGCAUCGCGCUGCUGCGGUCGGGAGUGUGCCUGUUUUGAGGGAGUUGCUGGGGAAGGGGAAGAGCGCUGUUGAUGUUGCUGACGCGGAUGGCAUGACGGCGCUGCAUCAUGCGGUUUGCGAGGGCCAUGGGGAUGCGGCGCUGUUUUUGGUCGUGGGGGGCGCCGCGGAUGCCGGGAAGAGGGAUGGGGAGGGGAGGACGGCGUUGGAGUGUGCGCCUGAUGCUAAGACUGGGGAGUUUUUGGUCAGGGGUGCUGAGAGGGAGGGUGUGGAUUUGGUUUAGGGGUGGGUUUUGUGGAUUCUUCUCUUUUUUUUGUCGUUGGAUGAUGUGCAUACUUAAGAUACCCCCCCUUUGGCGUUUUUUGAUUUGAAUUUUGGUAGGGUAUGAAAUGUAGUGUACGAAAUAUACUCGGGGGAGGAUGAACACGAGGACUUGGGAGAUGAGAGUCACAACACGUUUGCUUCUCUGUCUUUCUUUUUGUUCCACUUUUUUUCAUCUUCCAACAAACGCAACCAUCUCAUCAUUCCAAACCCCCCCUCCCGAAGGAAGAACAAAACACCCUUCUUUUUGACAUGUUACUGCAUCCUUCCACCUCACAUCAGUUCCUUGGUCUCACUCGCG